This is a messenger RNA of Orycteropus afer afer, 939 nucleotides long. Its product is annotated as olfactory receptor 11L1-like. Gene Ontology annotation, molecular function: olfactory receptor activity; G protein-coupled receptor activity. Gene Ontology annotation, cellular component: membrane. The transcript has a single exon. Gene Ontology annotation, biological process: G protein-coupled receptor signaling pathway. The coding region runs from base 1 to 939 and encodes 312 amino acids. NCBI's taxonomy places the organism in Eukaryota, Metazoa, Chordata, Mammalia, Tubulidentata, Orycteropodidae. The record is from RefSeq and is a predicted model, not a curated record.
AUGGGUAAUCUGACCACGAUCAAAGAAUUUCUUCUCCUGGGAUUUGGGAGUCUCCAUGGGUGGCAGUUUUUCCUUUUUGGGAUAUUUCUGGGAAUCUAUGUAGUGACUUUGCUUGGGAACAUUCUCAUCCUUGCAGUCAUUUCUUUAGACCACAGUCUUCAAACCCCCAUGUACUUCUUUCUAUUCAAUUUCUCCUUCCUUGAGAUCUGGUAUACUACCUCCAUUUCCCCCAAGAUGCUGAAGACCCUCCUUUCAGGUCCUGAGGCAAUAUCAUUUGCAGGGUGUGUGGCUCAGUUUUAUUUCUUUGGUUCCAUGGCAGUUGUUGAGUGUUUUCUGCUGGCAGCCAUGUCUUAUGACCGCUACCUUGCCAUCUGCAGCCCCCUCCGGUACCCAGCCCUCAUGAAUCUCCGCACAUGUGUUUUGCUUGCAGGUGGGUCUUGGCUGGGUGGAUUCCUAACCCCUGUGGUCACUGUCACCAUGACUUUUCAGCUGCCAUUCUGUGCAGCCUAUGAGAUUAAUCACUUCUUCUGUGACCUGGCCCCUGUGCUGAAGCUGGCCUGUUCUGAUCCCGAGACAGUGGAAAGAACUACUUUCCUCCUGGCCUCUUUUGUCACCAUGGUACCUUUUCUGCUCACUGUAGUCUCCUAUAUCCACAUUGUUGCUGCUGUCCUCAGGAUCCCAUCAGCUGCAGGAAAGCAACGGGCCUUCUCCACCUGCUCCUCCCACCUCAUUGUGGUCACUCUAUACUAUGGAACACUGGGGACAGUGUAUGCCAUUCCCACAGCAACCCAGGCUGCUGCCCUUAACAAGAUUUUCUCCUUACUCUACACUGUGGUCACCGCCAUGAUCAACCCCAUCGUGUACAGCCUGAGAAACAAGGAUGUUAAAAAGGCAGUGAGGAGACUCAUGAGUCAAUGGGCAUAUGCUAAAGGGACCUAA